AAAUUUCCAGUCGCCGGCAGGGGACGGGAGAAAAUUACAGAAGAGGUGGCUCCGUCGUUUUAGAGAGGAACACUCAAGCGCUGUCCAGAAUUGGGGCUCUGCUAUUUUCCCCGAAGAGCGCCAAUUGAUAUGUCCAAGCUACAAUGACCAGGCUCAAUCGAACUGCCAUAUCUCGCAGCCAGAUCGCUGUCUGGUGUCUCUUGCACGACUCUUGACGGCUUGCCGGACACCUAUCAGCUCUCAGGACUGACAUGUUGUGUCUGAUCACCACGGCUAUUCGUCCACAGCCUCCUGCGUCUACACAUAGAUUGGCCAGAACCACGCUUCGAGUCCGAUCUGGACGUCCAUGUCCGCGUCUCAGUCGGUCGCUGAUUCUUUGGGCCUGACUCAAUCAGAACUCGUUCUCAUUCGACAGCAACAACAGAUCAUGGCCCAACGAAGUCAUCAAGGCGGCGGAGUGGCCGACCGUGGCCGAGGCACAAGCAGGCAGUCCAACCCGAGUUCUCGUGCAGGCAGCGCGGCCAGCAGCCAGUCGGGAAGGAUUUUGCUUGAUCCGCAUAGUCUGCAAACCUUAUCUACGCAUCUGGACAAUGUGCUGAGGACCAUUCAGCGUCGUAUCCAACACUUAGAAGACGCAACCGAGCAAUCGGUCUCAGCAUCGAGUGGUAGGGCACAGUCUGCCAUGCAUAGUGCGGAUUCCGAGAUUACCAGAAUGCGGCGUAUUCUGGCCGAGAUCGAUAAAUUGGAGGAAGAGUUUGCAAAGAUCAAGCGGAUUCGAGACAAAGUCAAACACUACAGAAGCAAUGUCGAUGCGCUCUCGGAAAGAUUUGAACGCACUCGCAUAAGCGGCCAUGGAUCAGGGACUCGGCCUCGACGCUGAAGUUCCACCGGCUCCUUCAGCGGCUCGCGACAGAUGACGAUGUAUGCGACACUUGCACAGCGUCCGUACUAAGAAGUAUACUUCAAGCUGUAUUGGUGCUUGUCCUCAACAUACCACGCCUCACGAACGAUUUGACGUGUUUUUAUAUCCAAAACCAUACCACGGCGAACGCAGAGACGGAAGCCUCACGGCUGGUCAUUGACUUACGAAUCAUGCCUGAUGAAUGUAUGAGUAAU
Molecule: messenger RNA, 1116 nt
Organism: Exophiala viscosa
Lineage: Eukaryota; Fungi; Ascomycota; Eurotiomycetes; Chaetothyriales; Herpotrichiellaceae
Exons: 2
Coding region: 347-880 (177 amino acids)
Biological process (GO): endosome organization
Cellular component (GO): BLOC-1 complex
Source: RefSeq, a predicted model, not a curated record